GGAAGGAGACGCCAUUAGAGGGAGGCGGAGAGGGAGUGCUCUUCGCCUUUCGUCGGUUGCCUGACGUGGUUGCUGGGGCCCUUCAUUCUCGGACUUUCCCUCGGCCCUUCGAGGCCUCUCCCCAGGAGGCAUUGGAGACAACGCCCGGUGUUGGCGAACCAGUACGAAGGGCCGCGACUGUGAAGGCGCUGCGGUGGCUGUGGGGAGCUCGGCGCUGCUCUAGGGUUCGGGUGGCUGGGAAGCGACGGGAUGGCUGCGGCCGGCGGCGGGGCGGCGGCGGGCCGAGCCUAUUCGUUCAAGGUGGUGCUGCUGGGGGAAGGCUGUGUGGGGAAGACGUCGCUGGUACUGCGCUACUGCGAGAACAAGUUCAACGACAAGCACAUCACCACUUUGCAGGCAUCAUUCUUAACAAAGAAGUUAAAUAUUGGUGGGAAAAGAGUAAACCUUGCUAUAUGGGAUACCGCAGGUCAAGAGAGAUUCCAUGCAUUGGGCCCAAUUUACUACAGAGAUUCAAAUGGAGCUAUUUUAGUGUAUGAUAUAACAGAUGAAGAUUCCUUUCAGAAGGUAAAAAACUGGGUCAAAGAGUUACGGAAAAUGUUGGGAAAUGAAAUCUGUUUAUGUAUAGUUGGUAAUAAAAUAGACUUGGAAAAGGAGAGACAUGUUUCCAUUCAAGAAGCAGAAUUGUAUGCAGAAUCUGUGGGAGCAAAACAUUAUCAUACAUCAGCCAAGCAGAACAAAGGAAUUGAAGAACUCUUUCUUGACCUUUGUAAAAGGAUGAUAGAAACAGCACAAGUGGAUGAGAGGGCAAAAGGCAAUGGCUCCAGUCAACCAGGAACUGCAAGGCGAGGUGUACAGAUUAUUGAUGAUGAACCUCAAGUCCAGAGCGGUGGUGGAGGGUGCUGUUCUUCUGGAUAACUGUUUACACCUAAGAAAUUAAAACAAACUGUGGAUCAUUGCCCUCAACAUGAAGACUGCCAUAUUCCAAGUCACAUUAUUUUACCAAUGGAAUUAUAGAAUUAACAGUAUUUUAAAUUACGUUUAUAACACUGCAGAGACCUUAAGUGCUAAACUUAGUGGAGUUUGUGACCAGAGAAUUGGCAUUUUCUACAAAUGUUAACAAAGCAAUUACCAAUGGCCUUUUUACAUAUUUUUUCUUUAAUAAGGAUUAAUAUGCAUGUAGAAAAGACCUACUUAAAGGCUUCAUUUAUAUUCUUUUAAAUCAAAUCUUUAUUUAAUAACUUAUAUAUGUUGUUGGAAUGGUAUACAUUUUGCAGCCCUUUGUAUUUUGUGGUAGUUUGAAUUGUAUCACUUCUAAACAGCAAACUGUUUUUGUUUCUUUUUUUUUUUAAUUAGCAGAUACCUGAAGUUCUAUUUUUGCAGGGUUUGCACAAGCCCCUAACUGUCUACUACUUUGGUAUAAUCUAUAUACAUCCUGUAUGCUGAGCUGGUAAAAUACAUUGUAAAUUACAUAUUAAAUAUUUUAUCUGCUUUUACAAGCGCAAGGUGCAAAAAUAUAUAUACAGUAGUCUCAUUGAUGACUGUAAAGUGAUUAACAUUUGAUGAUAAUGCCUAAGCUUUUUGACUCUGAUAUAUAAAGAUCAUAGCUCCCUUCACUUUUUUCUUAAUUUCAAAGUGGCGUGCUUAAAUUUUCACAUAUACUUUACUUGAAUUAUUGAUGUCACGUUUUUGCCUCUGUAAGGCCAUCUGAUGAUUGAACAGCAGCAUUUGCCUUUUGGUUUGGGUUGUUUUUUUGUCUUUUUGUUUUGUUGUUUUCAUUAUAAAAGAGAUGACUUGGCCAAUUUUGCUUUAGAAUGGUUAUCUUAGUAGAAUUUGAGUGGAGCAUGCUGAGUUUCACUUCUUCAAUGGCUUUAGUUUUCUCUUAGGCUUUAUAGGAGAUGGGUUCACUGGUGUGAGAAGAGAGGGAGAGGUCCCAGAUAGAAACCAUGACUCAUUCACGCAGCAUGUUAGUGAUAGUUUAUGCUUCUGAGGCAGCACUUUCAGAUCCUUUGUGAGCAAGUUGUAUUCGUUCAAUGCUUGCCAGAGAUGAACAGAGAAAGUUAAGUUUAAUUUUGUAACAGCUGUUCGGAGUUUCUGUGAAGGGAAACAUUUCAUUUAAUGCAGUUGCAAUGAACACUGGAAAGAUUUAUUAUAAAAUUAUAUUCUUGUAUACUUUGUAAAUUAGUCUCAUUAGAUUUUUUUCCCCUUAGGCAUAGGACUGAACUUAAAUUUGUUAAUUUUAAUAAAAUCAGGCACAGCUCACAGAAGAAACACAAAUUGUAGAAAUUAACAUAAAUUGUUCUUGUUUUAAUAUAUAUAUUUUUCCAUUUCUGUCAUGCUUGGAAAACUAGUAAAUGUAUGUCUAAGAUAAAAUGGAAUGGUCCCUGGAUUUACUUCUUAUAAGAAGCAAUAGUAUGCAAUAAAGUUGUUAGCAUGAGCAAUUACGAGGAUAUAAAGAGGUUAUAGUUACUAAAGAAGUACUACCAUAUUUUAAGUUAAAAGCUUAAACUUUCCCAAAUGGGUUAAAAAUUGAAUGAAUUGCCACCUUAAUGUUUUGAUGUUAGAAUUUUAACCUAGUGUUAAGGGUUCUGUGAGCCCUUAGUUUACCAUUUUAAUGAUUGUCCUUGCCAAACUAAACACACUGACCUCUGUGUGUGUGUGUGUGUGUUCGGGGAUAGUGGGGUGGGAAGAGUCAGGGAGAUAAGCUAAAAUUGUGUUCUUUUACGGGGUGACUGCACUCUGUGUAGUUUCUGGCUUCCUGGGAUGUAAGUGUUUACGCAGGGAGUUGGGGGAGGGUCGGGGAUCAUGAGGACGAUAGAAGAAAACUUUUUGGCCGCCUUUCAGAGGUAGUAAAGAAAGCCUUGCCAUUUCUACUGUUGCAAAUGGGAAAUAAGCUCUUUUUCAUUGGAGUGAAAUAGGUUUUCUGAAAUAGAGAUGAAAUUGAACUUUAUUCCAAAAAAUAAAGUCAUAAAGUGUAAUAAUUGGAGAGCUGUAUUCUCCGUUUGGACAUUAUAAAGGACAGAUAGGAACCUCUAUUCUGGAGUUGCCAGAUAAUUAUUGGUGGGCUACACCCACUGUCUUGUUGUUUUUUCCUCUUCCCUUGGUUUCUGUGUAUCUUUCUUAACCUCAAGCAUUUUAUUGAAUUUUUUAUCCUGUAAUUUAAAUCAGUAGCAACAAUCGGUAAUAUAGUAUACCUGUCCUUGCUGUGAAGCCCAGGAGGUCUUUAGGUAGGAAUAAGGUGAAAGGGUGAUGAAAGAUGAAUCAAUUGUACUAUGUAUCCAAAGGAAAGAUAAAGAGAUGCUAGACCAAGGAUGAGGAAAUUCUUCUGAUAUUUUCUCCAUAUCUAAUAUAUCUUUUAUGUUCCUGUCCUUGUAAUUGUGCUGUUAGGAAGAAGACACAAGGUACCAUGUUAUGUAUUAAAACUAAUAGGUAGAUAGAAUCAAUACAUUUUUCAAAUAGUAGGUGUAUAUAAACUUAGUAUAUUUAAUUAAAAAUUGGCUUAAGAUAGCCAUUAAAAAUACCUGAAUAUUAUGUUAAAAGUAUACAAUCUUUUCUGUAAUGCUAGUGGCUAUCCUGCUCCUUGUUUUGCUGUGUGAUUACAGAAGAAGAUUAUUAUUUUUAAAAAGGUGUAUCACAACAAUUUUGGGGUAAUCUGAAAAGAAAAAAAGUAAUGUUAUUGGAUAGAGUGUGUUGAAUUUGUUCUAAGGCUGUCUCCUGAAAAUACCCUAGAUCUCUGGCUGUUAGAGCUAAAUUAAAAUCUUUUUUUUUAUAUUAGCCAUAUAUUACUUAUUAGUGAUUACUUUUAAUUAGGCAUUAAAGUAAAAAAAGAAUAUUCAUUUUUAUAGUCUUAGUAAGAAAAGACAAAAUUUGGGAACUAGGGAACGGAUAGUGAAGAGUAGAAUGGAAAUUAGGUAGAUAGGAAACUGCAACCUGACAAUUUUUAAAAUCAUUUUGAAAAGUAUGUUACUUUUAUCACGUAGUUUCUAAAUAAGGCAAGCUAUGCAUUGUGUCAGACAUUUGGAACAUUAAAAAAAUGAAUUGUGAUGCUAAUUAUUUCUUUUAGUACAGAAUUUGUGAUUUUCUGUAUUAUAACUGCUACCAAGAGUCUAGAUCAUUGAUCUUCAGACAAUACAAUUUUCCCUUAUACUUACUACUUAUCUCUGUAAGUGGUUUGAUAUAUGCCUUUAACUUUUCAAAUUAUCUUUUAUCUUGUUUGCCAUUACAGUUUUCAUAGGUUCUUUAUAGGUAUAGUGUGGCAAAGGAAUACUUAAUUGGAGACCGUUUAAGAUGUUGGGGUCAAAAGCAUGUACAUAGUAGUGACCAGUCGUAACCUUACAAUAAUGUCUAAAGAUAAUACAGACUGAAUAAAUCCUUAAAUAUUCUCUUCUAAAUUACAAAAUGCAUUACCUAGAUUUUAAUAAUUAAAAGCUAGGAUUCAUUGAACAUAUACAUUUAUUUGAUUUUAUAAUAGGCAUUGAUUCUAAUAUGUUGCUGUUCUGAAAUUUUUAAUCAACUGAAACAGUAAUGUAUUCAGUGUUGUUGGCUAAAAUUCAUGUUAAACAUAUGUCUUACUUUGAUGGAUUUUCCCUUUUCAAGAAAACAAAUUAAUCACAAUCUGAGCAAAUUUUCCUAAAUGUAAAUAUUUUAGUGUUAAUCAUGCCAUGAAAAGAAUUUAUAAAUACUCGUAAGAGUUUUCAUUAUCAAGCAAAAAUUCUUCACUUCUAAACAAAUAUCACUUAAAUAUCUUGAUAGAGCUUUAGCACUACUUAUUCUAUCUGGGAUUUAUAUAUUAUCUCUUUUCUGAGAAGCCCAGUGUACUAUUAUUGAGUGUUAAGUUUUCUACUGCAACAUUUUUUCUGUGGUAGACAAAUGAGCAUCACAAGUUACUGUUCCAUCUUACACCCAGUAAGAAAGCAUCUUGCCCUCUUCAGAAGCCUGCAUGUAUUUUCAAAUGCAUCGCAGUAAAGCCAAAAGAUUGGCCUGCCUACUUAAAUGAACUUUAUUCCUACUGUAUCAGUUCUUACCUUUAUUUUGAUACUUCCUGGCAGCUAUGUCAUCUCUUCAUUAUUAAAUACUCAAGAAAAAGCUGAUAAGAUUUCCUCAAAUUUGAAUUUUUGUAGAGCAAUGAGAGAAAGCCUAGGGAUAGCAGGAAUAAAGUUUGAUAAUGUUGAAAAAUAGACAAUAGUGAUAUUUGCUAAGCUAUAUUCAGUAGCACGCUAUUUUAGGGAAGCCAUCAUAUGUACUACUUCCUAGAACUGUAAAGUUCCUCAUUUUGUAUUAUCUAAUUAAAAAUAUAUUCCAGGAAAAGGAAUAAAAAAUAAAGAUACUGUAAAAAUGUCCUUUGGGGACCCCCCUCCCAAAUGGUAACUCUUGGUCUCUGAUAUAUACUCUUCAAUUACCUUUUUGCUAUGCAUUUAUAUACAUUUUUAUCUGUAGAAGGCAUUGCAUUUUGGGUUUUAAGUUUUUACAUGAAUUGUUCUUAACUAUGCAUAUGUUUUGCAACUCGCUUUUUUUUCUAACCAACACACCUAGAAGCUCUUAGGCAGUAUUACAGACUUUCAUUUUAUUUUCUCCAUCAUCUCUUUGGGCGUUUUUACCUUUUUGAAUAACCUAUGACUGUCCAUGAAACCUCCCAAAAGAUAACCUGGUCAAUUUGAUGGUCUUCAUUAGCAUUGUAAAAUUUUCAGGUAAACCAGUGCUUAGUUAGAAUCAGAGUCUCCAUAAGUGUGUGAAUCAGGAAAUUAAAAAGGCAUUUGCUUACAAUUCAUUUGAAAUACAUGACUUUUGGGCUACUGUUGACUGAUUAAUAUAUAAAAUUUGGAAGUUAAGUCUAACAGAGUAGGUUUUUAUUUGUGGGAAGAAGGAGAAAAAAAGGGACAGUAUAGUUGAUAGGGGAAAAAACACAGGUUAAACUAAGACAAGUCUUUAUUCACCUUCAAGCAGUUAACGUCACACAGGGCUUCAUGCUACCAAAAAUUUAAACUUUCGUUUUAUUUGUACCUUUAAUGUAGAGUAAAAAAAUGAAAAGUUCCUUUUCAGAUCUUCCUUUCUCUACCAUCCCACA
Messenger RNA from Pteronotus mesoamericanus, 6061 nucleotides. RefSeq names its product RAB21, member RAS oncogene family (gene RAB21). Lineage: Eukaryota; Metazoa; Chordata; Mammalia; Chiroptera; Mormoopidae. The record is from RefSeq and is a predicted model, not a curated record. The coding region runs from base 250 to 915 and encodes 221 amino acids. Gene Ontology annotation, cellular component: Golgi apparatus; endosome. Gene Ontology annotation, molecular function: GTPase activity; GTP binding. The transcript has 7 exons. Gene Ontology annotation, biological process: Rab protein signal transduction.